GUUGACCUUGAGGAUACAUGGAACAAAAUACAUAAUUAUUUAUCACUUUCUGAGCGUCGUCAAACUUUAAAGUACUCCGUCUCAGGAUUUACGGCUCCAAUAAGGAUAUGGAUAUAUGAGAUGAUUCUGGCUGUUCGUGCAUGUGGAUUUGUAUUGAGAAAAAAAUAAAGACUUGCCUCGGAUGAAACGAUGGAGUGGAACAAAAAAAUUGAAAUGGGUUGACGUGAACAAGAUUUGGUCAAAGAUACAGGAGGGGCAACCACCAAGACAAAACAUGUUACCGGGUGAUGGUGAGAUGACAUCUUGUUAUUAUAUGUCAUUUCAAGAGUAUGUAUAUGGUGAAGGGAAAGCAGUUCCAUCCCCAGUACGGGACCAUUUUAGGAGACAAAACGAAUAUUCGUCUAGUAUGUCGUCCAGUGGUCGCUCUCAUGGUAGAGGUCAGGGCAGUGGGAAACACAACCUAGACGAGGUGUUGAAAUGGCUACAUGCACUGGAGCAGCAUGUGUUUAUGAACCGACAACCUACAGAGGUUUUUGUUGAAGAAGUGAAUACUGAACAAUUUUUGAACGACAUUACUUUUGAUGAUCUGAUAGUGUCACAAAGAAAAUAUGAUGAACAGAGCACUAUCAUCGGUAUUGAAAAUGAGUACUUACAGCGAAAGAAGCUUUUCUCAACUACCAAUUUUCUUGCAUAA
Messenger RNA from Lactuca sativa (garden lettuce), 694 nucleotides. Lineage: Eukaryota; Viridiplantae; Streptophyta; Magnoliopsida; Asterales; Asteraceae. The record is from RefSeq and is a predicted model, not a curated record.